Acanthosepion pharaonis is the source of this 4536-nucleotide messenger RNA. The record is from the annotation of a GenBank genome assembly. NCBI's taxonomy places the organism in Eukaryota, Metazoa, Mollusca, Cephalopoda, Sepiida, Sepiidae.
AUGGGGGUGGAAAUCUGUAAGAAAUGGUCUGAACAUGAAGAUGGAGUCUUGGCAUACAAGCUUCAAAAUGAAGAAAUUGACUUCCAUUAUGGUUUGAAUCGCUUUAACCGGCGUACUGCCCGCGACGACCUCCCAGUGGCCAAGGAAAUUCAGGAUGAGGAAGAGAAGCGCCACCAGGAGGAGCGGAUGCGGCAGCUAACCCUUUUACAUCAGAGAUCCCAAGAGGAUGAGAAAGUGGCUCAGAAGGUUUACCAAGAGAUUUUAAUGGAAGAAGAGAGUCAGAAAAAGAAAGCCGAGUUAGAUGAUGAGGAAAUAGCUCGACAAAUGCAAGAGAAAGAGAAGAGGAAAUAUGAACGCUACUUGGAGAAGCAAAGGGAACGUCAGUUGAAGAAGGAGCGUGAGAAAAUAGAAAAACGUUUGGCCAAGCAGACUGAAGAAGCACGACUGAGUAGUACAGAUGGUGUUGAACAAGUGGGUAAUGCCAUGGAAGCUUUAAAUUUACAGAAUCGUUCUAAUAUCAGGGUACUUUCUGGUGGUCAGUUGGAAGAUGAUGGUGACUUCUCGGAUUUUUAUGUGCUUCCUGAUGAUGUGAGUUGUACUGAACGCCGAAUCAUACAGGAGCGUCAAGAUGAGGAGCUUGCCAAAUUACUUCAAGAACAGGAACACAAGCGAACUAAGGCGAUUGUUGACCAAAGAAAAUUACGUGAAAUUGAAACCCAGGAUGCUCGGCUGGCUGAAAUAAUUCAAGAACAAGAGAAGAUAAAAGCACGGAGGACUCGAGGUAGACGAGAGAAAGCUGCCAGUGACGUACACCCCGGCAAAGAAUGCCAGAUGAGUGGUGAUAGAAUUCGACCUCGAAGCAUGGCUGAGACACAAACCAGACAGUCAUCCCCAUCAUCUGAUACUGGACCUCCCAACCGAGCACAGUAUGGUAGUGCUAUCACCCCACAUAAUCAUUCACAUUUGGUCACUUCUACAUCUUCCAGCUGGUCAAGGGACCAAGAAAUCCAUUCUAUCCCUUCUGGUCAGUUGAGGGAUCAAGAACAAUGUUCAGUCUCUUCUGGACACUCAAGAGACCAAAAGCGGCAUUCAGUCCCUUCUGCCCGGUCAAGAGCUCAUGAACCACGUUCAGUGUCUUCUAGCCACUUAAGAGGCCAGGAACGGCACUCCAUCCCUUCUGGUCAGCCAAGGGAUCAUGAAUCACAUUUCGUUUCUUCUGGUCACUCAAAAGACACAGAAUCAUCUUCUGCCCGUUGUGAUCAGUUCAAAGACAAAGAAACCAAUACUAUUCCUUCCAGUUUUCCAAAAGACCAUGAAAAAUGUUCUGGUCAAUCAGCAGACCAGGAACCACAUUCAGUUCCUUAUAGUCAGUCAAAAGACCUCAAAGAAUUGCCAGCAGCCUCUCCUGUUCGGUCAAAAGACUACAAAAUUCAUUCUCUAUCAUUUGGUCAUUCAAGAGACCAAGAACCUCAUCCACACUCUCCUGAUCAUUAUCAAAAUGAAGAUUCACAUUCAGUUCAUUCUGGUCAGUUGAUGAAUGAGAUACAUUCGGGUUCCCAUCGGCCAAGAGAUCAGGAAAGUCAUUCUGUCUCCUCUGGUCACUUACGGAACCAGGAACAACAUUCAUUCUCUUCUGGUCAAUUAAGGGAUCAAGAAUCAUCUAUUUCUUCAGGUCAUUCUAGGGAGCAAGAACAGCUUUCCGAUUACUGGUCAAGAGAUCAAGAAGGACACUCGGUCCAUACCGGUCAUUCUAGAGAUCAAGAAACACAUUCUCUCUCUUCUGGUAGAUCGAGGGAACUGGAACAACAUUCAGUCUCCGUUCAAACAAGAACCCCUGAACUACAUUCUCUUUCUGUAGGUUGGUCAAAAGAGCAGGAACAUCAUUUAGUCUGCUCUGGCCCCCAUAGGGAUACACGAUCUCAUUGUAUCACACAUUCAAAUACCACUGGUCAAUUGAGAAAUGUGGAAUCUCAUAGUAGCAUUCCUCCCUCAGGACGAAAGAGAAAUGAUUACCACGUUUGUGCCCCUACUAAUCGGUGGAGUCAUCAAGAACCAAUUUCUGCUCCUUUUGGCCGAAGAAGAGACCAAGUAUCCAAUUCUGUCCCUUCCAGUCGUCAAAGGGAUCAACAUUAUACAUCACAUUCAAUUACACAUUGGAGGGACCAUGAGCAUAAGCCUAAUCCUAUAAUUGAUUUUGAGCCCUAUUUUAUUAAACCCCCUGCAAACCUCUCCAAGGAUCCAGAACUCCAUUUAAUAAAUUCUGUCCCUGGACAAAAGCGAGAUGAUACAGACUUACACUCAGUCCCCAUCAAUUCUGCUCUGGUACAGGACUCAGAAAAAAACAAUACUCCACAUUUCCGAAAGACUUCUCUUCCAGGGCCAAUCAAGCCUGUACGCACAUCUGGCCCUCAUUUUGCUACUCAGGUGAAAACCUCUAAUAGUCCGUACACUCCUCAUUCUCAUGUCACUCGUGUGACAGAUAACAGCUUUGGUAGUCCUGGCAGACACUUAAAUAAUCCCACUUCUGGGAGCAGCCAUUCUCAUGUGUCACAAACAAGAGACCAUCUUAAUGAGACAGAAGCUGAAGAAGUCUCGAGAUGGCUGACAGAAUGUCCAGUGGAAUCUAGUCCUCAAAGUGGACACUCAAGGAAUUCCCAAUUACAAGAAUGGGAAGCUGACAUUAUGGGUCAGGAAAUCAUUUCAUCCGACCGAAGUUCUAGAGUGAGUGGGGAUCUGAGGCUACCAUCCCCAUCCCCACCGGGGAGUUACCACAGUGAUGACGAGCCAUCAUCUCUUAGUAGCGGAACCCCAGAUUUUACACCCAGUAAGCGUCAGAUAAGCAAUCCUAUAUCUUGCACUUACAACAUCGCCACAGCCAUUGAUCCUACAUACAAGCGAAGGCAACAUGAAAUUGAGGCUGUGGAUGAGACGGAGCCCAAAAUUCCGUUAAUGCUCUCUCGUUCUCUUCCAGUGCAUGCAGAUCUUGGCUUCUUUUUUCUUUUUCCCUUUUCUCUUAAUUUCUUUUUUAUCUUUUUUUCAUCCUUUUCUUAUCUUUUUUUUCAUCCUUUUCUUAUCUUUUUUUUUUAUCCUUUUCUUAUCUUUUUUUUAUCCUUUUCUUAUCUUUUUUUUUAUCCUUUUCUUAUCUUUUUUUAUCCUUUUCUUAUCUUUUUUAUCCUUUUCUUAUCUUUUUUAUCCUUUUCUUAUCCUUUUUUUCUUUUUUAUCCUUUUCUUAUCUUUUUUUUUAUCCUUUUCUUAUCUUUUUUUAUCCUUUUCUUAUCUUUUUUUAUCCUUUUUUUUUUUUUUUAUCCUUUUCUUAUCUUUUUUAUCCUUUUCUUAUCUUUUUUAUCCUUUUCUUAUCUUUUUUUAUCCUUUUCUUAUCUUUUUUUAUCCUUUUCUUAUCUUUUUUUAUCCUUUUCUUAUCUUUUUUUAUCCUUUUUAUCUUUUUUUAUCUUUUUUUCUUUUUCAUCCUUUUCUUAUCUUUUUUUAUCCUUUUCUUAUCUUUUUUUUAUCCUUUUCUUAUCUUUUUUUUUAUCCUUUUCUUAUCUUUUUUCUUAUCUUUUUUCCUUUUCUUAUCUUUUUUUUAUCCUUUUCUUAUCUUUUUUUUCCUUUUCUUAUCUUUUUUCCUUUUCUUAUCUUUUUUUUUCAUCCUUUUCUUAUCUUUUUUUUUCCUUUUCUUAUCUUUUUUAUCCUUUUCUUAUCUUUUUUAUCCUUUUUUAUCUUUUUUUCAUCCUUUUCUUAUCUUUUUCAUCCUUUUCUUAUCUUUUUUUCAUCCUUUUCUUAUCUUUUUUUUUAUCCUUUUCUUAUCUUUUUUAUCCUUUUCUUAUCUUUUUUAUCCUUUUCUUAUCUUUUUUUAUCCUUUUCUUAUCUUUUUUAUCCUUUUCUUAUCUUUUUCAUCCUUUUCUUAUCUUUUUUUCAUCCUUUUCUUAUCUUUUUUUUUAUCCUUUUCUUAUCUUUUUUUUAUCCUUUUCUUAUCUUUUUUAUCCUUUUCUUAUCUUUUUUAUCCUUUUCUUAUCUUUUUUAUCCUUUUCUUAUCUUUUUUUAUCCUUUUCUUAUCUUUUUUUAUCCUUUUCUUAUCUUUUUUUUAUCCUUUUCUUAUCUUUUUUUUUAUCCUUUUCUUAUCUUUUUUUAUCCUUUUCUUAUCUUUUUUUAUCCUUUUCUUAUCUUUUUUUUAUCCUUUUCUUAUCUUUUUUUAUCCUUUUCUUAUCUUUUUUUAUCCUUUUCUUAUCUUUUUUUAUCCUUUUCUUAUCUUUUUUAUCCUUUUCUUAUCUUUUUUUAUCCUUUUUAUCCCUUUUCUUAUCUUUUUUUUAUCCUUUUCUUAUCUUUUUAUCCUUUUCUUAUCUUUUUUUUAUCCUUUUCUUAUCUUUUUUCCUUUUCUUAUCUUUUUUUUUCCUUUUCUUAUCUUUUUUUAUCCUUUUCUUAUCUUUUUUUAUCCUUUUCUUAUCUUUUUUAUCCUUUUCUUAUCUUUUUUAUCCUUUUCUUAUCUUUUUUUAUCCUUUUCUUAUCUUUUUCUUCUUUUUAGCUUUUCCUUCUUUUUAG